AUGGACAAGAAGAGCGAGAACAAUCCGUCGAACCUGUGGACUCGACGAUCGAACAGCAGCAAACUUAGCCUCUCCACCAACAAAUCGUCGUACCAGAACGACUCGCAAGCAGACGACCGAUCGACGCCUUCGGGGAAGAGAUACACUAGUCUGAGUGGCAGUGCCGGCAAGAACAAUCCCUUUUCUGCUCCUCUAUCCACAGCCACGGCAGCAGCUUCCGUAGCCUCACCCACAGGCGCAGGAGCUUCUUCAGCGUUCGGGCUGGGUAGUGGAGCAUUUGCGAGUUUUGGCGGCGCAGGCAAGACGCCCAGGACACCGGGCUCCGCAUUCGAUUUUAGUAGUACCAAGAACGGCAGUGCAGCGGGAGCAGGAAAGCAGGAUACCAGUUCCACUACGGGUUCUGACAAGGACACCUCCUCAGACAAGGACACUGCACCGCGGCGACCACCGGCGAGGAAGUCAUUAUCUUCAGUAAGAUCCCACCAUACACCGUCCACUAGCCUCGAGCACAACCCGUUACCGAGAGAUCCUGCCGCAUGGCCGCUGAAACACAGCUGGGUAAUCUAUUAUCGUCCACCCACUGGCAAAACGACCGACUACGAGAAGAGCAUCAAGCCGCUAUGCCGGAUAAGCACCGUCCAAGAAUUCUGGACAGUAUAUAGUCAUCUCCGACGGCCUUCGCAAUUACCGACAGUGUCAGAUUACCACUUCUUCCGUGCGGGGACACGACCAGUCUGGGAAGACGAAGCGAACAAGAAAGGAGGGAAAUGGAUCAUGCGGCUCAAGAAGGGAGUGGCGGAUCGAUUCUGGGAGGACCUACUGCUGGCUAUCAUAGGCGACCAAUUCUCGGAGUCCGGGGAUGAAGUCUGUGGGUUAGUUGUUAGUGUGAGACAAGGCGAGGAUGUCUUCUCAUUAUGGACGAAGGGAGAGAGUCGGGGUGGCAAGAUGAGAGAGGGUGUGAAGAGGGUCUUGGGGGUUGGUGGUGAGGCGGUGGAGGUGAGUUGGAGGAGUCAUGGGGAAAGUAUUGUGCUCAAAGGUGAGGGAGAGAAGAGGCGGGAGGAGAAGAUGGGUGCGGAUGGGAAGAGGAGGGGGACGUUGAGUAAAGGUGAUGUGGUGAGGAGUACCGAGGAGGAAUGA
Molecule: messenger RNA, 1137 nt
Organism: Recurvomyces mirabilis
Lineage: Eukaryota; Fungi; Ascomycota; Dothideomycetes; Mycosphaerellales; Teratosphaeriaceae
Exons: 2
Coding region: 1-1137 (378 amino acids)
Biological process (GO): translational initiation
Cellular component (GO): eukaryotic translation initiation factor 4F complex
Molecular function (GO): translation initiation factor activity; RNA 7-methylguanosine cap binding
Source: RefSeq, a predicted model, not a curated record